AUGAAGUGCGAUGGUUAUCCCCCACCGAAACCCCCCAAGCCACCUCGAAAAAGAACCAAGACCAAGACAGCACCAGUCAAGUUGACGCUGAUACCACUGGGGACUGCCAUCCGCAAUGUUCCUUCUUUCACAAGCCACGAGUCCCCAUACUUUCAGCAUUUCUUACAACUCACAGCGUCGCAACUCUCACUUUCUGCGGAAUCGACCAAUUUCUGGAUCAGAUAUGUUCUUCCCAUGGGACACAAGCAUGAGUCAAUUCGAUGCAGCGUGGUUGCUGUGGGUGCCUCACAUCGGCUGUUCAUGGCUCGGGCAAAUGGUCACCCAAACAUUGAUGAAAUACAAAACUUCAUGAUUCAGCAGUACAACAAGGCAAUCGCAUCCAUUAUCCCAAGCAUGACAGCAAGUUCGGCUGAGAACCUGCAUGUUGUCAUGAUAUGCUGUCUACUGUUUAUCUCCUUUGAAGGUCUCACGGGCCGGUACGACGAAUUUCUGAAACAUCUUCGGGCAGGAUUGGCAUUAUUCCACUCAAAGCCACCCUCAUCAACUUUUGAAGACCGCAUGAUAACUGAGAAGCUUGCAGAAAUGUUCUGUAGACUUCAGGUCGAAUCUUCCAACUUUAUGCCGCCGAACGAAGCGACCUCAGGAGUAACACAGUGGUAUCGCAAGAACACAAUCCAAGACUCAAAAUCGAUCGCCCCUUUCAACAGUCUCGACGAGGCAUCUCUCGUGUUGCGACAGUUGGAUGUUCUUCAAGACGAGAAGCCCUGGCAUUACGAGUGCAGCGAUGAAGGCGACAAAGAGCGUCUCAUGGCCGAGGCAAGCCAGAAGUUACAAAAAUCCCUGGACGAGUGGACUGUGCGACUGGAUGCAUUCUGUCAUCUCAAACCAGGAGGCUUGUCAGAAAGGGAGGAACAGCAAUAUGACAACUUAUGUCUGCGACAAAAGUAUUGGCAAAUGGUGAUUGACUCUUACAAAAAGACGGGUGAUGGAGCAGACCCAAGUCUCAAGGUGUUCGAGCCUUUUCUAGCAGCAGCUCGAAAAGCAGCAGCUCCUAUCCUUGCCCUCCAGCAGCCAACAUACUCACUCGACGGAGAUCUGAUCUCAGGCUUAACUUUUAUUGCAACGGUUACAAAGGAUGAGGAAGUCAAGGUGCAGGCACUUGAUCUACUAUGGAGGUUGAAUCGUCGUGAAGGACUUUUGGACAGCCGCGAUGUUGUUGAGAUGCAUGAGUUGUCGAGGGCAUUUUCACAACUGACAGUGGCACCGACGGUGGACGAGCAUUGGAAGCCCCAGGAGGCAGCUGGAAUACCUUCGAUUAUCGAGAGGUUGCGGAAAUAUCUAGGGACAUGA
Molecule: messenger RNA, 1350 nt
Organism: Fusarium venenatum
Lineage: Eukaryota; Fungi; Ascomycota; Sordariomycetes; Hypocreales; Nectriaceae
Source: RefSeq, a predicted model, not a curated record